Varanus komodoensis (Komodo dragon) is the source of this 1788-nucleotide messenger RNA. RefSeq names its product stearoyl-CoA desaturase (gene SCD). The coding region runs from base 243 to 1313 and encodes 356 amino acids. Gene Ontology annotation, cellular component: endoplasmic reticulum membrane. The transcript has 6 exons. Gene Ontology annotation, molecular function: iron ion binding; palmitoyl-CoA 9-desaturase activity; stearoyl-CoA 9-desaturase activity. Lineage: Eukaryota; Metazoa; Chordata; Lepidosauria; Squamata; Varanidae. The record is from RefSeq and is a predicted model, not a curated record. Gene Ontology annotation, biological process: unsaturated fatty acid biosynthetic process; response to fatty acid.
CCUGGUCGUGAGCGGCGCGGCAGAGCGGGUGGGAGCGCAGCGCAGAGCAGAGAAGCAGAGCCCUCCCGACGCCUCGCCCGGGCGCACUGCCGCCGAGCCCCCUCCCCGGAACGCUCCCGCGGGCGCAGCCUCGCGGCCAGCCCCCCAGCGCGUCCAGAGCCUCGCGGCGUCCGACCCUCCUGGGCCCCGCAGCCUCCCGUGGUCUCCCGGCCGCCGAGCGCGCGCAGGACCCCGGCUCUCCGAUGCCCGCCCAUCUACCCGAGGGGAAGCUCCCCUCCGGUUUCUCCACUACCACUGCCUUCGCUCGCACGACCCAGAAUGGGGAAGCCGGCACGGCGAAGGCCGCCCCCAUGCAGGAAGCUGAGGGGCCUGAGCGAGAGAUGACGGACGACCUCUUCGACGAGAGCUACCGCGAGAAGGAGGGUCCCAAGCCUGCCAAAAUCUAUGUCUGGAGGAACAUCAUCCUCAUGUCCCUGCUCCACCUGUCCGCAGUGUAUGCCGUCUUCACCAUACCUUCCGCCAAGGUCCUCACCUUGCUGUGGGUGCUUCUGUGCUUCACCUUGAGCGGCCUGGGAAUCACUGCCGGUGCACAUCGUCUCUGGAGCCACCGCUCUUACAAAGCCUCCUUGCCUCUCCGGAUAUUCCUGGCCAUCAUCAACUCCAUGGCCUUCCAGAAUGAUAUUUACGAGUGGGCCAGAGACCACCGCGUCCACCACAAGUUCUCAGAGACAGACGCCGACCCCCACAAUGCCUCCAGGGGCUUUUUCUUUUCCCACAUUGGCUGGCUGCUGGUGCGCAAACACCCAGAUGUCAUAGAGAAGGGGCAGUUGCUGGAUCUCUCCGACCUGAAAGCAGAUAAGGUGGUGAUGUUCCAGAGGAGGCAUUACAAGGCCUCCGUGGUGAUCAUGUGUUUCCUGGUCCCUCCGCUGGUGCCAUGGUAUUUCUGGGGAGAGUCCUACUUCAACAGCUUCUUACUGGCCGCCAUCCUCCGCUACACGCUGAUCCUCAACGCCACCUGGCUGGUGAACAGCGCGGCUCACAUGUACGGCUACAGGCCCUACGAUAAGACGAUCAACCCCCGGGAAAACCCCUUUGUGGUCUUCGGAGCCCUGGGCGAAGGCUUCCACAACUUCCACCAUACCUUCCCCUUCGAUUACUCAGCCAGUGAGUUUGGCCUGCGGUGGAAUUUCACGACAGGCUUCAUCAAUCUUAUGUGUUACCUUGGCUUGGCCAGUGACUGCAAGAAAGUGUCCAAGGAGGUAGUUUUGGCCCGGAGAAUUCGGACUGGCGAUGGUAGCCACAAGACCGGCUGAAGGUCUACUGCCUGCACCUCUUCUGCUCUCCUCCUCCUCCUCUUUCAGACAACCUGGGCAUACGUUUAAUACUCUGUUUACUAACUGUCAAGCAAAGCAUUCAGGAGGCUCAAGAUGAUGACUCUAACCCAUUCCGGCACCGUCUUUUGAAACCAUACGCUUAAGGCCUGUAACUUUCCCUUACUGGUUGAGGGGCUUCCUUUUUUCUACCUUGUGUUCUGCUGCUCCCUGCCAAAAUCUUCCUUAUUUCCUCUCCGCACUCCCCUGCGAAGGAUGAUAGGGGCUGAGCCAGCACGGUUGUUCCAAUGUAGGGACCUCUCUUGCUUGUAGAGAAACAAUGAGUUGGACCUCUCUGGCCAAGGGUUCUGCUGUCCCUUAGCAAGCGCUGGGUGCAUUGAUGUAAAAUCUGGGUGGAAGGGGAGAGAGGACCUCUUUUUGCAAGGGUAGCAAAUAAACCUGCAGGCCAGUCUCAGAA